AUGAGACCCAAGAGAAAGGCAACCAUUAACAAAUCUUAUAAUGAUAAUAUAGAUUAUUCGUCAUUUGAAGAGCAGAAAUCCAAGAAGGUCAAACGAGAGAAUGGGGUUGAUAAAACCAGUCCAAAUCCCGUAGUUAAUGAAAAACCUAAGGAAGAGCCUAAGGAUUCUAAAACUACGGGAAUAUCAUUAAAUGGGGUUAAUUUUCAACCUAUUCCUACCAAAGAAGACUAUUUCUCCCACAAAAUCAACCUUUCCAAUGCCACCAUUGAUAUCCCCACCAAAACCUUACAUAUACCUUCGAUGAAAUUGAAAUUGUCAAAAGGUGAUUUCAUUUAUAUGGUGAGUGAACCACCAGGAGAACCAUAUUAUAUCGGGAAAAUCAUGGCUUUCAAACACAAAGAUGAUCAACAACAAGACAUUCGACUCCGAACCAUCUCGGGCCCCGAAUUGAAGAAUUAUCAAUUCCAAAUUCAAUGGUUUUAUAGACCUCGAGAUAUUCUGAAACUGUCCAAUGAUUCUCGUUUAUUGUUUGCAUCCAUGCAUACCGAUACUUGUCCAUUGAUCUCGUUCAGAGGCAAGAUCCAAGUCAAACAUCGAGAUGAAAUUGAUAAUUUUGAUGCUUAUAAGUCCACAGCCAAUAACUUUUAUUUCGAUAAAUUGUAUGAUAGGUAUAUGAUGAAAUUUUAUGAUGUAGUAUCCACUUCCCAUUUAUUGAAACUAUCGGAUGAGGAUUGUAAGAGUAAGAACUUCCUUAUAGCCAUGAACAAGAGAUUUGAAUACAUUAUGGUGGAACCAACUAUCACCAAAUUCUUAAUAUCGGGAUUCUUAUCAAAUUCAUGUACUUGUGAUCAAUGUGGACAAUGGUGUUCUAAUCAGGAUAGUGUCAAUUGUGCUGAAUGUAACAGUUUUUAUCAUAUGCAUUGUUUAGAUCCUCCACUUCUACGUAAACCCAGUAGAGGGUUUAGUUGGCAUUGUGAGAAUUGUACUAAACGUCAUAUUCAAGAAUUGAAAGCCAAAAAAAUGGUUAUGUUGGGUUCUGAUAAUAAAUCAAGUAAUAUAGAUGAAAUAGAGAAUGACCAGAUAGAACAGUUUGAGAGUUCAGCUAGCGAUGAUGAAAAAGAUAUGGAGAAAUCAAAUGUUGUACCGAAAUAUGAGUUACAAGCUAUAGAAUUUCUAGCCAAUGAUAAGUUAACGUUUCAGGAAAGAAGAUUGAAUGAAGAAUGGUGUAUGAGAUAUUUGGGGAUGAACUCCAAGCUAGAAGAUGUUUUAGACUUGGAUGAUCGGUCCCCUUAUCCAAGAUCAGCUACAAGGUUAGGAUCCAAAUAUCAAUGUCAUUUCAUUCCUGAAUUCAUAGAUCAUCCUAUAAUGUAUUAUGAUCCUCCAAAUAACAAGAAGAAACCGAAAAAGAAUGAAAAGGAUAAAUCAAAAUCACCUGGAGUGGAUAGUGAAAAAUUGGUAGUACCUAAAGAAUUUGAAAACGUUGAAAUCAAAGAUUAUCCUCAAUGGUUACAACCGAGACCUAAAGGAUUCAUAGAGAGAGGAACUGAUGAAACAUCUACCGCAUUAUGGGUGCCUCGAACUGAAGACAUAGAUGAAGGUUUCCAGAAAUAUGAUAAUUAUGUUGAUCAAUGUACUCCAAAAGCUAAUAAGUUGGGGAUACUGGAGAAGUCACCUAACUUCAUGGAUGCAGUAGCUAAAUUUUAUCACCAAACCAAAGGUAAUGUUGAGGAAUCACUUGAGAAAGUGAAUAAAUUAACUCUCAAAUCGUUACAUCAACCUAUUUUGAAACCAGAAGAGAUCACCAAAUUUGAAGAAGGGGUCAGGAAAUAUGGUAGUGAAUUAUAUCCAGUAUAUCAGCAUGUCGGUACGGUUCCUCGUUGGAUGAUUGUGAGGUUUUACUAUCUUUGGAAGAAAACACCUAAUGGGAAAGAGAUUUGGGGUAAUUUUGAAGGUAGACUUAAAAAGAAAGUUAAAGUGGUCCAUGAAGAUAAAGUUAAUUUGUACAAAGAAGACGAUGAUUCCGGUUAUGAUGAAGACAAAAUCCAAGAUUUAGACAAGCAAUGUAGAUAUUGUCAUACAAAUGAUUCUAUCCAAUGGUUCAGAUUGACUGGUCAAGAUACUGAAGAACAAGUGAAUGGAUUAUGUUUCAGAUGUGCUAGAUUAUGGAGACGUUAUGCCAUAGUCUGGGAAGAUCCAGGAGAAUUGGAAAAGAAGAUGAGUAAGUUAGGAAGAAAGAAACUCGAACAUGAAGUGGUUAAAGAUUUCGAUAAGAUUGUAGAAUAUGUUAGUAAGAAAUCUCGUAGUCCAACGCCAAAGAAAGAAAAGAAGGUAGAGAAGAAAGUGGAUAAGAAGAAAGAUGAAAAGGAAAAGGAAAAACAAAAAUUGAAAGAAGAGAAGGAGAAGAAGAGAUUAGAAGAAGAAGAGAUGUUAAGACGUCAAAAACUAGAAGUUAUACUCAACCCAUUAUCAUCCGAUUAUAUUGCUCCAGAAGAAUUGAAUUUAACACUCUCUGGAGAACCUCCUACUAAUAGGAUUGGAUAUCUUUUGAACUUUUCAAAGUAUAAUACUGUGGUUAAAACUGAGAAUCAAAAUACCUCCCCAACAAAGACUUCAAGUUGUGAAAUCUGUAAACAGUUUUCUGAUAAGGUUGGAGAUUUCCAGAGCUGCGAAAGUUGUGGAAUCUCAAUACAUUUAUCUUGCGUGGGAGCUGUAGGGAAACGGAAUAAGAAAUGGUUAUGUGAUUGUUGCAUCAAUGAUAUCAAUCCUAAUCCUUCACUUUCAUUGAAUUAUCAAUGUUAUUUAUGUGAAAAUCAUGGUGGAUAUAUGAGACCGGUGUUGAGUAAUGGUUUAUGGUGUCAUUGGAAUUGUGCUUUAGUACAAUCGAUAACCACACGUCCUUUCAAACCGUUUGGAGAUUUGAUAUAUAACUUGUUUGACAUUUAUUCCAUAGAUUUCUUCAAGAGUCAAACUUGUGGUAAAUGUAAUAACGAUGGAUGUUCCAUGAAAUGUAUCAAUUGUGAUAAACCUUGUCAUGGGAAUUGUGGGACAUUAAGUUUCUCCUUGAGUAACGAGAGUGGAAUCAGAAUAGGUAACAAACUGGGGAAAUUACUACCAGUAGUUCAAUGUUGUGAAAAGCCCGAAUCUGAUGAAAAUAAACAAUUGUAUGAUUUCAGAACUUCUGGUAAGAGAACCUCAUCAUCCAGAGACACCGUCCCUAUCAUUAAGUUAUACAUAGAGGAUUUGAAGACCAAAUCUUUCACCAAAACAUAUGUGGAUUUGGUAAGGGAUUAUUAUUCUUUAAGUAAUCCAAUCCCAACCUAUCCGUCAACUCACCACAAAUGUUCAAUGUGUUCAACCGAAGUUUCACCAACAUGGUAUAAUACCCCUGAGAUUUGUAAGAGUUGCUACGACAAUGACGGCCCCGUAGAAUAUGAGAAACCAGAAUUAUUGGAGAUUAUCAAAGAUCCUUUGCAAGGUCAACAAUUUGGUAUAAUGAAUUUUGAUGAUAAAGUGAAUUUGAAAUAUUUAGAAAUAUAG
Yamadazyma jaroonii is the source of this 3537-nucleotide messenger RNA. The record is from the annotation of a GenBank genome assembly. Lineage: Eukaryota; Fungi; Ascomycota; Pichiomycetes; Serinales; Debaryomycetaceae.